AUGAGUGACACGGCACCACCACCGCCGCCAGGACCGCCGCUCUGGCCCCCUAAUCUCCCUCACGACUCGCUCAAAGUCAACAUUAUCGUAUCCUCGGCCAUUUGCUGGGCAAUCGCCGCUUGCUUUGUGGGAUUACGGUUCUACACGAGAGGAGCUAUCAUCCGCGUGCUGAGCUCUUCGGAUUGGAGCAUACUCGCUGCGCUGGUAUUUGCAGCGGCAACCUGUGCUGGAAUAAUAGAACAGGCCGUCCAUGGCGCCGGACAGCAUGUGUGGGAUCUUGACCCAACUGACACGGCUUCCGCAAUAGCCUGGGGGAGGGCGGCCUGGUAUGGCGUCCUCUUCUACAACCUCUCGCUGUGCUUCUCCAAAGUGUCCAUCUUGUUGCUCUACAUCCACCUUUUCUCCUUCAAGUGGGCCCGCACGGCCGGCCAGGUCCUGCUUGCCAUUGUCAUCCUCACAAACAUCUACAUGGCUCUCGUCGCAUUUACUGCUUGCAUCCCGCUGCAAGCAUACUGGGACUUCACUCUGCAGAAGCAGUACUGCCAUCCGCAGAGCUUCUGGUGGUCAAGUACCGGGAUGCACAUGGUUACCGACUUCCUAAUCUUCCUCCUUCCAAUGCCGGUCGUAUGGAGCAUCCAGCUCCCCAGACGCCAAAAGCUCAUCCUCUCAGGGGUAUUCGGCUUUGGGUUUCUAGUCUGCUUCAUCUCCAUCCUCCGCCUAAUCCAACUCCUCCGCGCCCAAACCGACCCAGACUUCACCUACGUAGCCGCCGAACUCUCCUACCUCACCGCGGUCGAGAUCAACGGCGCCAUCGUAUGCGCAUGUGUCAUGACCCUCAAGCCGUUACUCGUCAAAUUCUUCCCGCGCAUCCUCGGCUCACGGUCGCGCGACCUGCGCUCUUCCCGCUCCGGCUCCAACGCCUACCGUGCCGGGACCGACACACUUGUCGGAGGCCCGCCCACGAUCGGCAGCCGCCCGUCAAAGGCCAGACUGAGCCCGGCGAAUUAUAUUGACGGGGAGGUCAUGGGGAUGGGCAUGGGGAAACGCCCCCGUGGCGCGUGGGUGGAUAGCGGGUACAUGGAGAUUGAUGAUGUUUGUGGGGUCGAGGUGGAGAUGACUGAGCAUGUUGUGAGGGCACCGCCGCCGGUGGUGAGGGAUGAUGUUGAGAUGCAGAGGUGGCCGCCGCCGCCGCCUGAGAAUGGAGUGGUGAGGGUUCAGACCGAGAUUACGAUUGUUAAGGAGGACAGGUAGGGUCUCUUUAUGGUGCGACGGACCGUCAUGGAAUGUGCUGCAUUUAGUGUCUAUUUCGUAAUGCUCGGCUGGUUGGGGGCUGGAGGCGUUCAGGGGGGACAGGGGCUUGUUUGCAUGGCUUGGGCCAAAGCACGAUACCGGACAUGAUGAUGCUGGUGUCAUGUGGCCAAGGCAUCAGGCUGAUUGUAUGUCAAGCUAAGGGCACUGCUAGGAAUUCCAAAAGGAACAAAAAGCGCUGAUCAUUGUGUUUGCAAAAGCUUCAAAACGCUAAUU
Canariomyces notabilis is the source of this 1524-nucleotide messenger RNA. RefSeq lists its product as uncharacterized. The coding region runs from base 1 to 1251 and encodes 416 amino acids. The record is from RefSeq and is a predicted model, not a curated record. Lineage: Eukaryota; Fungi; Ascomycota; Sordariomycetes; Sordariales; Chaetomiaceae. The transcript has 6 exons.